Messenger RNA from Phytophthora infestans T30-4, 213 nucleotides. RefSeq lists its product as uncharacterized. NCBI's taxonomy places the organism in Eukaryota, Oomycota, Peronosporomycetes, Peronosporales, Peronosporaceae. The record is from RefSeq and is a predicted model, not a curated record. The transcript has a single exon. The coding region runs from base 1 to 213 and encodes 70 amino acids.
AUGAGCCUACCCGCCUGCACGAACCGCAUCGAGGGCACGUGGGAGGUGCGUGUCAAGAACAAGCUCAAGAAGAUUCGUGGCAUCAACAAGCACCUUCUCCCGUCCUACCUGGACGAGUACUUGUGGCGCUCCUGGUACUUCGACGGCACCCUAGACCCGUCCGAGUACUUUGAAUGGCUGGUGUGCGGGAUCACAAAGUACUACUGCCACUAA